Molecule: messenger RNA, 1134 nt
Organism: Metarhizium brunneum ARSEF 3297
Lineage: Eukaryota; Fungi; Ascomycota; Sordariomycetes; Hypocreales; Clavicipitaceae
Source: RefSeq, a predicted model, not a curated record
AUGAUCGAUUCAGGCGAUAGAUUCUACGCCCCCAGCGGCGCCAUUUACCCUGGCGGCCCAAGCACCUGGCAUAUCAUCGACUGGGACCAACGGCGGCUCGUUUCAGUCACCAUGAAUGAGGAGCUUGAGUCGGAGGAUCCUGCAUUCGAACAGCUCAUUAAGCAUAUUGACAGCCUUCCGCCAGACGUCUACGAAAUUCACGUCUCUCCCGACGGCAACUUGAUAUCCACAUCUGCGGAUCCAAAGGAUGACGAGACACGCUGUGCUUACUAUCCACCGCUCGAUAGUGUCCAGCGCCCAGAAGGAGUUCAAGUCAUCUCAAGAUCACAUCUUCAAGAAAUCGAUAGACUGGGUCCAAAUGUUGACCUUGUUACAUGUCCACACUCUUCUGAACCUACUCAAAAAUUCGUCUUCAAAUACUACUUCCUCCUUCAACACCACAUAGUCGUGGAUGAACUUGAAGGGCGUUUCGUUGGUUUUACGAGCGUCUACAUCCCCGGAGGUACCUUGGAAGAGAACAAUACCCGCACAUUUAAGCUCAAAUGGCUUCACCAGCUUAUCAACGUGAUUGAUGGAUUAAACCUAAAUCUCGGUAUUUCUCAUCAGGAUAUCGCGCCGCGGAACCUCCUCAUACACGAGCCAACAGAUUCCCUGAUGCUUUUCGAUUUCGAUUUCUCCGCGCGCAUCGGAAGGACGGGAUACUCGGAGGCGCGGAAUGAUGUAAAGGGAACUUUGUUCACCAUGUACGAGAUAAUCACUCGCAAUGAUAAUCUCCGUGCCAUCAGACACGAGGACCAAGACGUGUCCCUUAUUGAGCACAAGGAAUGGGUGAGGCAUCCUGAUGUUCAGCUAGACCGCCCCGUCUCGGAAUUUCGUUGCGUCCUUGAGGAAUGGUGUGAGAGGCGGCGAGCCGGGAAGCAAAUUACUUUAAACACAGAGGCCCCCAAUUUCUUGGACUGGCCGCCGUUUCCCGAUCCACCGCUUUCAGAAGUCCAAGUCCACUACGUAGGCGGAACUGUCAAGGAGAUGAAAAAGUUGUAUGAUUGGAAAAGGACCGAUUUGCAAAAACAAGGAAAGACGAUACUAAAGUGGCAGCGCCCUCCUCAAAGGGCUAAGCAGGGACAGGUGCAAUAG